AAACGACCUUUAUACCAAUCCGAUUUGAUGUUUUGUUUGAGGUUUUCUUUGCAAAAGCAAAAGAUUAUGAUUCACGUAUCUAAAUGAACUGUUAAUCAUUAUUUAGGCAGUUUUAACGAUUGGCAUUUAUAUAAAUAAUGGAUUCUUCGAGAAGAAAUAACUUUGAAGAUCAGCGGUGCAUCCUAGGACUACAAGAUUUGAAAUUAUCCAACAAAGAUGAGGACGGCACUGAGCAAGCGCACGGGGCUGCAACAUCGAAAACAAACUCUCUCGCCAAGGCUCGGCCUGUGGGAGCGAUCGAAAGCUUCGUUCUGGACAACACCCAGACUAAUAGACAGGAUUACAGUUUUUACGAACGUUCAAACGUGAUAGCAGCUUCAAAGUUCGCGACUCCAAAGCGUGUAGAAACGAUAGCGUCGAUCAACAAACGCGAUAUAAACACGGCGGCACUCCCCGCGAGCCCAACACGAUCCAUCGAUAGUAAGUCGCAGAGGUCGCUCAGUUACCAAACUGAGGAUCUGUACGAGAUUCCUGCAAACCCGAAUUCUCAGUUUCCACCUCCUGUGUAUGAAAACAUAGAAUACUACGGUGAACAGCGAUCCCAACAGCCGCCGUACUUCCACCAGUUGUACCAGGCGGGCGCGCCGCCGCCGCCGCCGCCGCCCGUGUCCGACGGCUACUACGAUACGCGCUACAGCAAGGCUCAACCGCAAGUACCUGUCAACGCUAAGCCUAAACAUAACCCCACUGUCUACGAAAAUAUGCUUUGUUCAGAUGGUGAUAAGAAAAAUGAAUAUAAACCACUUCAGAAGAAUGAACAACGUUUUGUGCAGCAAGGAUCAAUGCCAGGGCCACAAGUGCCUAUUACUGCAUCCAACAGGAGCAUUUCUCAGUUGUUAAUGAAUGACAAAGGAAUAUCAGAAAAAACUCCUCCACCGCCUCCAUAUAAUUCCUCCCAAGUCAGCUCUAGCAGUGAUUACACAGUUAUGAAAUCGGCUCCACCUAAGUACACAGAUGUCACAGCUCUUCUUAAGAAUGGCAGCGCUUCCAGUUUUGACAGUAAAGUUGUUCCAUCAACUGCUAUUUAUGCCUCAAUAGCCCCAAGUGCUCAAAGGCCAAAGGCUUAUUCUGCUACUGAAGUUCAACAAAACCCCAAGUUUUAUCACUCUAAGCCUAAUCCAGGAAUUGACAAGCCACCAGCUAUAAAUGGUGGAUUUGCAAAGCCACCACCAGUUAAUCGGAUGCAGAUAGUCGAUGAUGCCAAUGGUUCAGACUAUGUGUGCAUGAGUGGAGGUUCUCCAGCAACAACAGUUCCUACAACAAGAGAUAACAUGUCAUCUGGCUCAGAAUCUCUAGGAUCUCGAAACUUAGUGUCAGGUCUGCCAUCCCUGUGCUCCCCGGCAGUGUCACCAGCUCCAAGCCCAACACCUAGUUCCGUAUCGGGCAUGUCUGGCGUGUCUGGUGGCUCACGCGGCUCAGGUGGACGCGGAAAGAGCUUGCUGCCAUAUAGCAUCACACCACCGCGUCCUGCCGGGCCCAGUGAGGCACAGCGCAAAAUUGAAGAGCUCACAAGACAGCUCGAAGAGGAAAUGGAAAGGCAGGAUGAGGAAGGAGAAUACUUUGGCAUCUGCCACACGUGCGGCACAGGCGUCACGGGCGCGGGACAGGCGUGCCAAGCCAUGGGCAACCUGUAUCACACAAACUGCUUCAUAUGCUGCUCGUGCGGGCGUGCGCUGCGCGGAAAGGACUUCUAUAACGUACACGGCAAAGUGUACUGCGAGGAGGACUAUUUGUAUUCCGGAUUCCAACAGACUGCAGAAAAAUGUGCAAUAUGCGGACACUUGAUCAUGGAAUUGAUCCUGCAAGCCAUGGGCAAGUCAUACCACCCGGGCUGCUUCCGCUGCUGCGUCUGCAACGAGUGUCUCGACGGCGUGCCGUUCACCGUGGACGUGGACAAUAAGAUCUACUGCGUCAACGACUACCACCGCAUGUUCGCACCCAAGUGCGCCAGCUGCGGGAAAGGCAUAACCCCAGUGGAGGGCACGGACGAGACGGUGCGCGUCGUGUCAAUGGACCGCGACUUCCACGUGGACUGCUACAUGUGCUGCGUGUGCGGCAUGCAGCUCACCGACGAGCCCGACAAACGCUGCUACCCGCUCGCCGGCAAGCUGAUGUGCCGCUCGUGCCACCUCGCCACCAUCGGCGCCGCCUCGGGGCCCGGCCAGCCGCCCGCGCCGCACCUCAAGCCCGCCUCCUACCAGUACAUGGGAUAAACACACGCUCACGGAAAAUAUACGAGGGCUCUAAUGUCACAAAAAACGGAAUACUAUUGAGAACUGUGCGCGACUGCAAAACUGAACUUGUAGGCUCAAAAUGUCAUUUGACAAUGACAUAGAGUCAACUUACAGAUACCUAAUGGAGCAGGCGGGCGUUCCUGUCACGCACCCAGAUAAUAGUUUCUUUCCCUUUGACCGCGCCUCUACGUGCUAAUCCUGCUAUUUCCAUCUUUACCAAACUACAGCCAUCAGUGAAUUGUCUGGCAGACCUUGGCGCAACACGUAACGAUUUUAGAUAGCUGAGUGUGAAGAACACUACUAAGUUUAGCAAUUCUCCUUGUAUGUAUGUCCCAAGUUCUCAUUUGAUGGUUUGCUACAGAUGUAGUGCAUAAUUAUUUUCCAUCGUAUUUUCUCGGAAACGUUCGUAUUUGUCAUGCUACUUCAGUCAACCUCAGUACUUUUUGUACCGAGACCGACUAAAAUAGCAAGACACGUUCGUACGUUUCCGUGAAAAUACAAUGGAAAAUAAUUAUGCACUACCAUCUGUACAUGCUAUAGGUGUUUCUUACACGAUGAUUUAUCGUAAUGUCCAAACCGAAACUGAUGCGUCUGCUUCAUUCGAAGUAAUUCGGUAAUUUUAUACAAACGUUUUUACAUAUAAUCAUAUCGGGAUUCCUGCAAAGAAGAUUAUCUAAUCGUCGACUAAGGGUCGGUUGCACCAAACCGUCUGUCACCGUUAAAGCGUUCGCAAAAUUUUAUUGUAUAGGAAUUUUCAUAGUACUUGGUUGAGUGAUGUUGAUCAGUCUGUUAAGUAUGGUUGGUGCAACUGGCCCUAACUAUAGUGCAUAAUGGCUAAAAAUAAGCCUUUGUUAAGUUUUUAGUUCUUAGUUGCUAUAUGUUCAUAUGAAAUUUUAGGGUUUACUUUAAGUAAAGAAAAUAUAUGUGACGUUUUCAACUAAUAGGUACCACAUUGUCGGUUGUCGAUAAGGUUGAUUUCAAAUUGAAGCUUUAUGGAAAUAGCGUCUUAUGGACGACCGACAACAAGUACCCUUUUGGUUGAAAACGGCACAUAUAAAUACUGGAGCCAUAUACGAUCAAAAUAAUGUUUGAUGCUAAUUUAAGAUUAAUAUGCGCAGCUUGGUAAUAUUUCCAUGCAUUUGUUUUUAACCUGGCAGUUGGCCAUGAAACAUAUUUUUACUAGUGUUCAAAAUACACUUUCAGGCCAAUUCGAAUGUGCACUGACAUCAACCCGAUAUUAGCACGGAGUAGGAUGGAGAUGGCAAGUGGGCGUUCCCGUCUAUCCGACAGUUAGUAGCGACCGACUUACUUUAUGCACAGACUAUGCUCAGUUGUUGUGUAAACUUCAUGCUCGAAUGACAUUCACGUCGUACGUACGCUCGUCUAACAAAAAUUGAUAAUUAAAUUUAAAAUGCCGUAUUGUGCAGUAUUAAGCUGCAGAAAUCACAGCGGUUUAAAAAAUCUUUCACGUGGAGGUAUUUCCUAUCACCGGUGGUUAUUUAUUUAAAUAUAAUCCGAUAAAUA
Cydia strobilella is the source of this 3818-nucleotide messenger RNA. It is a transcript of the gene jub, whose product is annotated as LIM domain-containing protein jub. Gene Ontology annotation, cellular component: nucleus; P-body; adherens junction. Gene Ontology annotation, molecular function: transcription corepressor activity. Bases 138 to 2273 code for a protein of 711 amino acids. The transcript has 6 exons. Gene Ontology annotation, biological process: cytoskeleton organization; regulation of DNA-templated transcription; positive regulation of miRNA-mediated gene silencing. The record is from RefSeq and is a predicted model, not a curated record. Lineage: Eukaryota; Metazoa; Arthropoda; Insecta; Lepidoptera; Tortricidae.